Anopheles aquasalis is the source of this 3272-nucleotide messenger RNA. RefSeq lists its product as uncharacterized. NCBI's taxonomy places the organism in Eukaryota, Metazoa, Arthropoda, Insecta, Diptera, Culicidae. The record is from RefSeq and is a predicted model, not a curated record.
AUUAUCAUUUGAGCGUGGCAACGACGACGACGGUAGCAGAAAGUGGUGCUCAAGUGGCCAAGGCCAAGUGAUUUCACUUCUCUUCGUACCGUACCGUAACCAGCAUUGUCGGCCAUUGUUCCGUGAUCCACGCAUCGUUUAGCGUAUCGAUCGCAGGUCGCGCACCUGGAGCAGCAAGUUCUGAAGGACGAACUAGACGACGACUUUGGACCGGUUUGCAGCACGUGGUGAAUCAAGGUUCAAGCGGUCAGGGAGGAAGGCUUUCGGGGUGCUGAGCCAACAAACAACAAAAUACAGUCAACAUCCUGCGGCCCCCAAAAAACACCACCUUUUCGGAGAAUAGUUUUAUCCACUGGUGCUAGACGACCACUCGGACGACGGAUAAAUAUUGUCCUUCGCGCUCCUCUCGUCGAGUUUCGUCACGAACCACCCGGAGCAACAAUCCGACCGCAGCGUUCCCGUCGAGAGGCGACGAAAGGCAUUUACCAUCAGAACAACCCCACGAGAGGGCGCCGAAGGGCCAGUGACAGAGAGAGAGAAGGAGAGAGAGAGAGAGAGUGAGAAACGUCCGGAAAAACCUCAACGCAAGUAGACGGCACCAACGCCCGGAACCCCGUGCCGUAGUGUGUGUUGUGAUAAGAAAGGAGCGACGAGUUCUACACCGUGUCUGCAUGUGUGUGCGUUCUGUGGGAAGCACAACAAAGGAGGGAAUUAAAAUUUAACCAUUUUUCCACGCCUAGAGGGUGGAAAGGGCUAGCGUGUGGCUCGCGUGUAGCUCGCGUGUGUUUCCACAUCCACAUCACCAUCGUCAUCAUCAACGGAGUCAUCAUCAGCCCCGGAGGAUGAAGAUUAGGCGACGAACGAACCGGAGCGCUGGUGUCAGUGUCUUUCAUCUGCUGCUCGUCACCAUGGCAGCGCUCGUGCGACAGUCCGGAGCGGAGGACUGCGGCCAGGAGGAGCUGGUGCAGUGCACAAAACCGCUGCAGCUUCUGUCCGCCACCUCGGAGCUAUCGUUCGUUACGAAAAAGGAGGAACUGGAUCAACUUUGCCCUGAUCUGGACGCGGGACUACAGUGUAUACGCAGCUUCGCGCGACGCUGCAUGAAUAUUCAUCAAAGGGCACACUUUAACAAACUCUACCACGGCACGAGUGAAGUGAUACAUGAGCUCUGCGAGGAAGGAACUUAUCAGGAAGACUUUCUUAGGCAUGCUCCGUGUAUGCGGCACGUGAAGAAGGAGUACGAGGUGUGUGCAACGCGCUACCAGAGCACCAUGUCCAAGAUUGGUCAGGCGGCUGCAGCCACGACGACAUCGACAACGUCCGCUGCCUUCCAGUACCACAUAGGUACGACGAUGGCGACACAUCCGGCCUACAGCAGUGACAGCAACCGCAAUGCUGGUGGUGGAUACUACCCCGGAGACGCUGGUCAGCAGCAGCAGCAGCAUCAUCACCACCAUCGGAAUCAUCACAACAACAACAACAACAGCAACAGUACGAAGCACGCCGAGGAUGCCGAGGAGGAGCGACUCAAAACGGUUUGCUGUGCCUUCCAGCGGUACAUGCAGUGUUCGGAGUUUACCGUGCGGCAGGCGUGCGGUGACCAGACGGCGCUUUUCACGCGCCGAUUCCUGGACAAGAUGUCGGACACGUUGAUGCGGAUGCACUGCGUCGAUUACACACCGGAAAGUGGCAAAUGCCGGGAUUACUUCAGCUCGAGCGCCCGGGCGGUGAUGGACGGUGGUGGUCGGCUGGUUUCGCUGGUCAGCAAUGUGCUUGUGGUGCUGGUGCUGCUGCUACUGCGGCUACAGUCGAGCACAUUUAUUUAAUCACCAGCGUCGAUCGCGGAUGAUCUUUAUGCACUGCACGGUUACCAUCAUCACCACGCACGGCGAGGUCAGCAGCAGCAACAGCAGCAACAGCAGCGACAGGAACGAUGACGGUUUGACGUCGAUGAGCCGGAAGUUCAAACACAGCAGGCACAGGAGGCAAUGCAGAUGCAUUUUACUAAUUAGGCAAGCGGCAAGCAAACACACCUCACCGACGGACGGACGGGAAUGGACGGAGCGGAACGAAGUGCAGGAAUUGGAUGAGAAAAAAGGGCUCACAAGGGACAACAACCGUGGUCCGCGCGUAUGAUGCGAUGUCGAUGCGCUAAAUGCAAAUGUAACGCCAGUCAUCGCCGGAAUGGGGCGAACCACUGACCUGGCUGACCACUGGCCAGACAGUGCUACAACACAGCAUACCAGGAACGAACAUACCAGGAACGAUGUUGAAUGUCGAGUGGGCCGAUGCGGGCAACGAAAAAUGUAACAGAACAGAAUAUCUUGUGUUCCCCUGUCCACUGUUCAGGAUACAGAAAUGGGAAGGAGGCGUGUGAGAAAUUAUGCGAAAAAAUGGUAGCUUUUUUUUCUGCCUCUCCCUCCUUUCAGGCCCUGUUUUCUGAUCCUUUCGGAUCCGUUUUUGUUAAGUUUCUCGUUUGUUAGAUUCAAGACCGAAGAAGACCGUUCCCCGUUCGAUGAAGAUCGCAAAACCGUGCUAACCGUUUAAAAGUGUUGCCACUAGAACGCUACUACUCCUCUCGGUGGAGGACAAUCUUAUAGUUGUAGGAAAACAAGAAAGAAGAAAGGAAGGAAGGAAGAAGAUGAAAAAGGAAUUUUCCUUAUGCUUCUGGCGCUGCGUUCUGUCGGCCUCCUCGUCGGAGCGUUCGUUAAGUUUUCGUUAUCUAGCCAAGCCAUCACUUAUUUAUUGUCAGCAAACGUUUGAACGAUUAACACUUUUCCCCCGUUUCACCUUUCUCACCUUUCUCUCUUGUGCCCUGUUGCAAAACUCCGCCUACCAACUAAUCUAACCACUUGUUCUAAUCUAAGCCUCUCGCCUCUUAUGCUUAAGAAAAGUUCGCUAAUGAUCGUUUGUUUUCUGGGCAGUGGCAACGUGGGCAAUGCGGGCAUCCGAUCCGAUUUGUUGAUCCUUCUCGAAAAUAGUAUAUGAAUGGGGAGAUGAUGGCGAUAAAGUGAGAGAGCUAGCGAGAGGAAGCGAGUAGUGAAGAUGAAGCGUGUGAAUAGGAACAGUACGAGAGGACUAAAUGUGUAAAGAAAAGUAUGUAAGGGAUAGAAGAGUGCAGGAAACGUAAACUAAAAAUUAACAUGGUAAGAGAUACGAGGCACAAGCAAGAGGAGAAAAAAAAACAAAAACACAAACAAAGACACACAAAAAAGUGCAAAAACAGAUGGAAUAAAGGAAGCAACAGGAACUGUACUUGUACACCACAACCG